AUGGCCGAUGGUACUCGCUAUCUGGACCACUCUGUCGGAGAUCUCUACCUCAACUCUCUCAUACCGAAAGAAACCACCGCCAACGACGUCGCCCUUCUGAGCCUCCUGAGCCGCUUCAUCCCGACCGACCCUUCUCCAAACCACGCUUCCAACCCGACUUCACGGGCCAAUCUGCUAGGGAUGUUCUCCCAGAAUCACCAGCAGGGCCACAACUCCCGCAUCAAUGGGGCCCCCGGCGGCCGGGGCAUCCCCAUGCUGUACAACUACCAGCAGCAACAGCAACAGCACCACCAAACUCACCUCCAGCACCACCAGGCUGCCCAGGCGGAACAUGCCGCCCACAAUGGCAACGGCGGCGUCAUGGGCCACCAUUCAGCAUUCACCUCGGGGGUAAUGGGGAAUUCUAGUCCGUACAGCUCCAACGCCAUGCAGAACGGCCAGGUCGGCGCUACGAGGGGAGGUCAAGCACAGCAGAUAACCGAGCACUGGGCGGAACAACUCCGACUGUACGAUGAAUCCAAGCAGGCCCAUCGUGCAAUGACCGAGCAGAACCAACCCCACUACUACGCCAGGCUCAAGGCCUCCGAGAACCGGGGCAUCGCCGGCCCCCCACCCACCUCAGGCAAAGCUGGAGACGACGAGACGGAGGAUAGGAGACGGCCGUACGCCCUGGAGAACAAGAAGGAACGGCAAAACUGGCAUAACAUGGACCUCAGUGGCCAAGGACUUCGAAACCUCGCCCCCGCCCUCUUCCGUUACCAAUUCCUCCACGACCUUUUCAUCGCCUCGAACCGCUUGCAAAACCUGCCACCCGCGAUCGGUCAGCUGCGCCAGCUGCGAUACCUCAACGUCUCGUACAACCAAAUCAAGAUCCUCCCCCCCGAACUCGGCAUGUGCACCUACCUCAACCAGCUGCUCCUUUUCGAGAACCAAAUCUCGACACUUCCCUUCGAAUUGGGGUCCCUACACCUGCUGGAGGUUCUCGGUAUCGAGGGCAACCCUCUCGACCAGGACAUGAAGCAGGAAAUAAUGGAAAAGGGCACCAAGAGCUUGAUCAACCUCCUCAAGGAGCAAGCUCCAGUGCCACUUCCCCCCGCCCCUCGAAAGUGUAUUACGGUUCAGGAAGAUGUAUCAUCUACUUUGGAAAGAGUCAGGGUAUUCUCUUGGAACAUUCUGUGCGACAAGUACGCCACGCCGCAAACUUACGGGUACACGCCGACGGGCGCCCUGAACUGGGAGUACAGAAAGGCGUGCAUUAUGGAUGAGCUGCGCGAGAAGGACGCCGACCUAGUGUGCUUGCAGGAGAUAACGACCGAAGCCUUCAAGGAGGAGUUCAGCCCCGAGCUGGCACAGAUGGACUACAAGGGUAUCCACUGGCCCAAGACCCGAGCCAAGACCAUGACGGAGAAGGAUGCACAAGGAGUCGACGGAUGUGCAACAUUCUACAAGUCGAGCAAGUGGAUUCUGUUGGACAAGCAGGUGAUCGAAUUCGCCGCCAUCGCAAUCAACCGACCGGAUAUGAAGAACCAGCACGACGUGUUCAACCGUGUCAUGCCCAAGGACAACAUCGCGAUUGUGGCAUUCCUCGAAAGCCGAAUCACCGGUGCCCGCAUUAUCCUGGUCAACGGGCAUUUGGCCUUCGAAUCCGUUCUGGCAGACGUCAAGCUUAUCCAGACGGGUAUUUUAAUGGAACACAUUACGAAGCUAGCCGAAAAGUACGUUCGCUGGCCAGCCCUGAAGGACAAAAAGCCCAUUGUAUUCUCUGCUACUGCCAAGGAUGGAGAGGAGCCUCCCCCGCCGGCUAAGGAGCCCGGCCCAAGUCAAGAGUACCGUAACAACACCGACAUCCCUCUGCUGGUAUGUGGUGAUUUCAAUUCAACGGGAGACAGCUCUGUGUACGAGCUCUUGUCUAUGGGGAGAGUGGCUCCGGACCACAACGAGUUGUCAGGAUUUCAAUAUGGUAGCUUCACGCGAGACGGUAUCGAGCACCCCUUCAGUCUACGGGACGCCUACGCCCAUCUCAAGAACACACCCGACGAACUUCCCUUCACGAACUACACGCCCGGUUUCUCAGACGUCAUCGACUACCUAUGGUACUCUGGCAACACGUUCGAGGUGGUGGAUCUCCUCGGCCCGCCCGACUCUGAACAUCUCAAGCGUGUGCCCGCGUUCCCCAACUACCACUUCCCGGCGGAUCACAUCCAGAUCAUGGCCGAGUUCGUCAUCAAGGCCCGCAAGGAAAAGAAGACGCACCCGGAACCGGAUUUUGGAUCAGGAAGCCACGGGCACGGCCGGUAA
Colletotrichum karsti is the source of this 2298-nucleotide messenger RNA. RefSeq names its product endonuclease/Exonuclease/phosphatase. The record is from RefSeq and is a predicted model, not a curated record. Bases 1 to 2298 code for a protein of 765 amino acids. Gene Ontology annotation, molecular function: poly(A)-specific ribonuclease activity; protein binding. The transcript has 2 exons. Gene Ontology annotation, cellular component: cytoplasm; CCR4-NOT complex; nucleus. Gene Ontology annotation, biological process: nuclear-transcribed mRNA poly(A) tail shortening. NCBI's taxonomy places the organism in Eukaryota, Fungi, Ascomycota, Sordariomycetes, Glomerellales, Glomerellaceae.